UUUCCUCGCUGGAGAUAGUUUCGGAUAACAUUUUACGACUCCCGUUCUUGCCAGCUCUCCCCCUUCUCCGAAAUCGCAGAGCCUGAUACGGAGUAGCACAGAGAAACUCGCACCGCAUUCAUGGCUUCAGCCGCAACGUUCCCAAAGCUUCGGCUUGCUCCGCGAUUCCGCACCUACUCCCAGUUUCAGAUGACUGAUCUGGUUCAUAUUCACAUCAAGACAGGCGAUGGUUGCAAUCGUCCCACGCAUGCCCAUGGGUGGCUUAUUUCUACCGGGAGAAGUUUGAGGCAUACAUUCCUUCCAGUGUCAGCAGUUCGAUCAGGUCGGGGCUCCUCGGUUGCCCAAGAGGAGGAGAAGACCGGGCUGUCAUUGGAUAACUUCAAGACAACCGUUGUUUCGCGCGACGACGAAAAUAUCAAUUUAAGAAUUGAUUUGCCUGGGAAGGCAACACAGAAGGUGUUUGAUGAAGCUCUGACGAGCUUGGCUCGUGAUGCGCCACCGGUUCCAGGUUUCAGAAGGUCCAAGGGAGGGAAAACAUCAAACAUACCAAGCAGCAUUCUCCUGGCAAUGCUGGGCAAAAGCCGGGUCACAAAGUUCAUCCUUCAGGAAAUACUUAGUGUCACUGUCGGAGAUUUUGUCAAGAAGGAAAACCUGAAGGUGAACCCUGAGAUUGCGACAACCCAAUCGGAAGGUGACCUCGAGUCAUCGUUUACGCCGGGUUCGUCGUUCAGGUUCAAUGUGAUUCUGCAGCUUGAGAAGGAAUCUGACUCUGAUGAGGCUUCUGAGGAGGUGCAAGUUGACUCUGAUGAGGCUUCUGGGGAGGUGCAGGCUGAUUCUGAUGUGGCUACCGAGGAGGAUCCCUCCUCCUGAUAGUUCAGAGAAGAAAGUCUUUUGUGCACUGCUGCUUACUUGAAUCAUGGCUGUGUAUCCACUGAUGAAUGUAGUAGUUCAGAAGAGCAAGCAAACAAUUUUCAGACAAGACAUCACAGCUGAUUUGCAAGUUGCAAGUGACACAUCACUUAGGAUAUGUGUGGUGUGGUAGUACCUGCCUACUGAACACAUACACUUCAGAACUUGAUGCAAAAAUAUGUUAGAUUUUGGGGAGAUUAUGCCA
Brachypodium distachyon (stiff brome) is the source of this 1114-nucleotide messenger RNA. RefSeq lists its product as uncharacterized. Gene Ontology annotation, biological process: protein transport; protein unfolding; 'de novo' cotranslational protein folding. The record is from RefSeq and is a predicted model, not a curated record. Bases 121 to 870 code for a protein of 249 amino acids. The transcript has 8 exons. NCBI's taxonomy places the organism in Eukaryota, Viridiplantae, Streptophyta, Magnoliopsida, Poales, Poaceae. Gene Ontology annotation, molecular function: protein folding chaperone; peptidyl-prolyl cis-trans isomerase activity; ribosome binding.